CCGUCGUCAGUCGAGUUGGACAGUUCCUGCUGAAAGAAACAUGAAUCCUUCCUUCCCGGUCGUUGUUCCGUGGUCGAUUGAAGGACUUUUCCUCCAAUCCAAUCAGGGACCCAUUUAGGGGGUGCUCUAAAACAAGCACGAAUACAGCCGGGCUGGUGGGGGAAACCUGCCAUUAGGCUGCGAAAAGAAAGAAGAAACGAAAAAGCCGCAAUUUAUUGUAAUGCCACGCAAUUUUCCGCUCUACCAAAAUAUGGACCGAUAAACGGGGGAAUAAUUUGUCGAAACAAAAACCGCUCAAACGGUUAUAUCCUCAGCCAGCAGUGCCGGUCUUGUUGUGUUGUGUUGACAGAGCAAAAAGAAAAAUGUAAAGAUGUAAAAAUUAUCAUCCGAUGAAAUCAAUCCCAAUGUCUUCCAUGAUGGUACCAAUUAGUUCAAAAAUAUGGAAUAAAUCGGAAAUAAUGGUGCUCAAUGUUUAGUAAAAUUUCUCGGCCCUCUCACUCUCUGGUGGUAAAAUUUGGUGUUUUGAAUGUGUGGUGCGUUGUUUUCCCGUCACUGAUUUAACCCUGCCUGCUCUUAUAGUGUACAGUGAAAUCUCCCCAAAUGCAUGUGGCGCUGCCGAGCUUGUGCACAUUUUAAGAAUGUAUACAAAUGUCUAGGGUAUAGACGUAAAGUCUUUUCAUUUCUUUUCCCCGAAUAUGUGCUGUGUGACAUAUGAAAACACGAGAAAAUCAUCAUCGAGUGGAGACCAAUGUUGCACAGACUAUGUUUAUAUGUAUGUUUAUCGAUCAGUUUAUGUUAUUACAAUUUUCAUUUGCAUUGGAUACGAGCACAUUUUCCGAAUGAAUUCGUCUCGAAGGCAGAAACAGUGAAUAAGGGCAUCUUGCCCAUUUGCUAGUGCUGGCUAGUUGUGAUAGAAAAAAAAAUAUUGUGAUUGCAAAAUAACACCACGCUUCCAUUAUAUUGAACGAAUAACGAGGGUCCACGCCGUGAAUGGCUGUAUGCUAAUAAUUGUGUGUGCAUAAUCUAUGUUAAAGACUCAAUUUCUGCGAAAGCGAUAGACAUGUUCCGAUCCUUGGCAGAGAAGUUCUCCUUUCGUAGAAGUAGUUCAGUGGCAGUCGAUAGCAACACGCGAACCCUCUCGGAUUCCGCUGUUCGCCUAUCGGCCGAGGAGCACUUUGUCACCGCAGAAGAGAACACCAGCAACAAUGUUUCGCUCAAGAAACAGGACAGUAUCGAUACUUCGUCCGCUUCGGUGGCCCCGCACGAUUCCAGCUAUGGUGCGGGUGCUCCUCGUAAAUCAUACGACUCAAAAUCGCUGCCAAUACGAAACGAUGGAACCCUGGACUACGAUGCCUUAUACGAAGACGAAUCCGAUGACGAUUUGUCGAUGGAAUCUCACGGUUCCGUGGUCACACAUCUGCUGUCGCAGGUGAAAAUCGGCAUGGAUCUGACCAAGGUUGUACUGCCGACGUUCAUUCUCGAAAGGCGCUCGCUGCUAGAGAUGUACGCAGAUUAUUUUGCUCAUCCAGACCUAUUCCUACGAAUAGCCGAUCUUAAGGAUGCUCGCGAACGGAUAAUACAGGUCGUUCGCUGGUAUCUCAGUGCGUAUCAUGCCGGGCGGAAAAGCUCUGUCGCUAAGAAACCUUACAAUCCCAUACUAGGGGAGAUAUUUCAAUGUCAUUGGGAUACACCGGAUAUGCCAAGUGGAGACGAAACCUCUAACAUCGAAGUAUCAGAGGGUCCAGUGCCCUGGUGUCGCAAGGAUCAGUUAACUUUUAUCGCUGAGCAGGUCUCACAUCAUCCCCCAAUUUCCGCAUUCUACGCUGAACACUAUAACAAAAAAAUAAGUUUCUCGGCGCAUGUUUGGACAAAGUCGAAAUUUCUUGGCUUAUCAAUCGGGGUGCACAACAUUGGUCAAGGAACUGUAACUUUGUGCGAUUUGAAUGAAGAGUACAUUGUCACUUUUCCCAAUGGCUAUGGCAGAUCUAUUCUAACUGUUCCGUGGAUAGAACUAGGAGGUACCGUUACUAUAAAUUGCCCACAAACGGGCUAUCACGCCGAUAUAGAUUUUCUAACUAAACCCUUCUAUGGAGGCAAACGAAACAAAAUCCAAGGAGAGAUUUAUGGACCGAACGAUAAAAAAUCGUUCAUCUCGAUCGCAGGAGAGUGGAGUGGCCUAAUGGAGUAUAAAUUCAACGACGGAAGCAAGCCAUCCAAAUUUGAAACUUUUGUUAAUGUAAAUAGUAUACCGAUCUUCAAGAAACAGGUACGCCCUGUUAGUGAGCAGUCGGACAAUGAAUCCCGCAGGGUGUGGAAGGACGUCACCACGGGACUGAAAAUGAACGAUAUCGACAAAGCAACGACAGCCAAGUUUCAGGUAGAACAAAAGCAAAGGGAAGAAGCCCGUGAGCGGAAGGAAACUAGUGGUGAAUGGGAAAAUAAGUAUUUCAAGGCGAUUGGCGAAUCAUGGGUCUACAAUAAUCCCCUGCUGCAUAGGUUAACACUCGAAAGACGUGAUAGCAAAAGAUAGCAAACUUUUGUAAACUAAAACUUUGGACACCAAAAACAAACUAAAUUGUUAACCCAUUGAAAAUGAAUGUUUUCAAUAAUGCGGCACAUCAACAGCAUAAUUUUUGAUUUGCAAAGUGCUUAGUAUUUCCCGAAAGAAUCAACAAAUAUCAACUGGCAUACUUGUAUUACAAUGUGUUGUAUUGUAUAGUUUACUUACCCUUCAGUUUCUUACCGUUAUGAGGUUUCUCAAUAGUUGUAGCUAGCAAUAACUAAGUAGAUGCAGGACUUUCAAUUCAAUCAUGUUAUGUGUUAUCAUUAGGCGUAUUGCGGUUUGAUACUGCGGGGUCAUAUUUCUAUUUUAAUAUAAUUUCAUCAGUCAGCUGACCAAAAAAGCUUUAAUUCUGCGGCUUCAUACAUCGAAGCACCCCAAAACUACUUUCAUGCAUUUACCACUAUUUAUAAAAUCUAUUAAUCUUCCACUAGCUGGAUAAGCAUCCAAACAUACAGUUCGAAAAAAAAACCCGUUUGUCCAUAUUUUAAAAAAUAAACAUGAAAUCUUUGUGAUAUGCACAACAAAAACAUUUUAUAUGCAAAACAAGUUUAAUAACUCACGAUUAACCAAACGAUUAUAGAACUAACAAAUGCGCUUAAUAUUCUGAAAACCCCUGUUAUAGGACAACUCACAAAAAUUGCAGCAUACCCCUGCAGUGCAUUGGUUAGUGGAUGCAGAAUUAAACAGAGCCAAUAAAUAAGCAGCAGGCAGUUACAUCGCUUGAUGUAACUCAUUCGGUGAACGGUUAACACAUGAAAAAAAAACAAACGAAAAGCAAACUUAUACAUAGAAGUACGAUUUUUGAGCAGAAGGAUACCCAACCUAAUGCAAUUAAAUAUAUCAUAUAUUGUCUGCAUCUACAAUUAAACAGCCUAGCCAGAUGAUAAAAACGCAACGUUAUUGAAAUACAAUGCACUCUAGCAAUAAGAACACAAAUUUACACCAUUUAAACAAAUAUAUAGUUUGCAGUUGCCUAGAUUGGUGCAAAGUUGGCGAAAUAACCAUGUUAAUGAAAAUUGGCAUUUAGGACAAAAAGGAAAGAUCUAUAUAUUGAAGAAAAAAAAAUUAAAUUAUUAUUUCUGUUGAAUCGUGAUUAAAAUGAGAAAAAAAUAAUUCCUAUUCGAAUCAUCAAUAAAUCUGGCACAAUACUUUAGUAUGCUAUCAAGGAAAAAGGUAAAUAUAUUAACAAUGACAAGAUGCAUGCAAUAAAGUCUAUCAGAUUCUAAAACCAAAA
Messenger RNA from Uranotaenia lowii, 3797 nucleotides. RefSeq names its product oxysterol-binding protein-related protein 9. The record is from RefSeq and is a predicted model, not a curated record. Lineage: Eukaryota; Metazoa; Arthropoda; Insecta; Diptera; Culicidae. Gene Ontology annotation, cellular component: intracellular membrane-bounded organelle; cytosol; membrane. Gene Ontology annotation, molecular function: sterol binding. The coding region runs from base 1061 to 2530 and encodes 489 amino acids. The transcript is spliced from 8 exons.